This is a messenger RNA of Lactuca saligna, 944 nucleotides long. NCBI's taxonomy places the organism in Eukaryota, Viridiplantae, Streptophyta, Magnoliopsida, Asterales, Asteraceae. The record is from the annotation of a GenBank genome assembly.
AAAGUAGAAGGUCCAACCGUUGGAGAUUCAAAUCAGAGUUGAGUAAUAAAUACGCAAACUUGCAUAUUCCGUGAAGGCGCGAAACAGAACCACCUUCAUCCGUCCAAUUGUCCAAAAAUCAAACACACAAAAUCGCCGGUUUUUUAGGGCAUGCCGCAACUGUAGAGAUUCAGACACAAAUUCAAUGGCUCUCCUUUCAUACUUCGCCUCUAACAGGGACAGGGGUCGAGAGAAUGUUAGGAUCCGGAAGAUGAAUAAUGACGAUGACGACAACAAAGAUGCUAAUAGAACAGAAACCCCUCUUGCUUCCAUCGCACAGGCGUUUGAGGAAAUUGCGGAUUUGAUUAAAAAGGGGAACAAAAGUGAGGGUUCCGUUGAUUUGCGUUUGAAGCCGUUUUGUGAAGCCUGUACUUUGGUGUCUGUGCUUUUUGGUUGUCUCGGCAUUGCUUUCAGAUUCGCAGAGAUGGAAUACACCUCAAAGGUGCGUGAUCUUCUUGAAGCAUCAAAGCAGUUCGCUACAUUAAGCAGCGUGGUUGAGUUUGACUUGAGAAAUAAGACAGUCAAAUCACCUGGAAGCCAUACCCGUAACCUUCGCAGAGUUCGCCAGGGUCUUGAUCUCAUUAAAGAAUUGUUUCAGAAUUUCAUAUCAGACGAGAACCAUUCACUUAAAAAAGCAGCGACACAAGCAUAUCAACAAGUGUGUGCACCAUAUCACACGUGGGCAGUUAGGGCUGCUGUUUCUGCUGGGAUGUGUACACUUCCAACAAGGGAACAACUCUUGCUAAAAAUAAAUGAAACUGAUAAAUCAGCGGAGAAAGAAAUGAGGAGGUACAUAAAGGCGGCGCAUGAAGUUAUAAAAAACAUUGAUAAUCAUUAUAUUUCUAGGAACAUAGAGUUAGAUUGGUGAUGGAUGAUUUAAUUUUGUAUUUAGAUUAUUAUAUGAC